AUGGCGGCCAAGGCCAUCGGCAGCCGCGUCAGCGGCCACGAGGACGAGGACUUCUUCGAGGUCGUGAACGACGGCGUCUCCGUGCUGCAGCCGGGCACGUACCAGAUCAACGUGGACCUGCAGCACAGCCAGCCGAGGGUGAACUACAAGUUCGUCUUCAAGGUCUGGCACGGUAAGACGCUGCUGGGCCAGUGCUCGACCCCGCUGAGGACCAAGAAGGAGGUCUCACUGAGCCUGCUGGAGAUGAGGUGUCAGCUGCCGGCGCUGGCCAAGCUGCGCGUGGAGUUCCUGGCGCCCGGGUUCGCCUUCCACGACAGUCGCAUCGUGCUGCGCCUUGUGCAGUAG
Molecule: messenger RNA, 345 nt
Organism: Phytophthora sojae
Lineage: Eukaryota; Oomycota; Peronosporomycetes; Peronosporales; Peronosporaceae
Exons: 2
Coding region: 1-345 (114 amino acids)
Source: RefSeq, a predicted model, not a curated record